CAGAGAGAGAGAGAGAGAGAGAGACGCACUGGUGUACCACGGGGUCCACAUUCAAACUGACCAGCGCGUGUACCUCAAUGAGCGCACGCACCGUCCUCUCGCACAGCCGUCUCCCAUCAGCCUGAUUUCAGCCGAUCAGCGGAGCCGGUGCUUAGGGAGCCGCAGAGAAAGAGGAGGAAAAGGGAUGAGGUGAUGUCCUCUCCCUAGCUCACUGUGACUUAUUGCUCAGCGAGGGUUUGACCCCAGCAGGACCUCUCACAGCACCCUCUCCCCAGGCCUCAACUAUCUCCUCGCCAUCCAAAAGCUAAAAACAGCAGGCUGCCAAAGUUCUCCACCCGAUCCCCGGCCUUCCUCCGAUCCGUUCUGCACCGGUACCUUGUGCCAUGGCCUUCACCUUGUCAGAGAUUAUGGCAGCGAGACGGCAGCAGUCACAGGCUCAGUCCCAAGCCCAGCGAGGCAACAAGACGGCAGUGGAAGUGGACGAAUACAGCACAAACCCCACCCAGGCCUUCACCUUCUACAACAUCAACCAGGGACGCUUCCAGCCCCCACACGUUCACAUGGUGGACCCGAUGCCCCACGACACGCCCAAGCCGCCAGGCUACACCCGCUUUGUGUGCAUCUCGGACACCCACUCCCGCACCGACAGCAUCCAGAUGCCGUACGGAGAUGUGUUCAUCCACGCGGGAGACUUCACUGAGCUGGGACUGCCCUCGGAGGUCAAGAAGUUCAACGACUGGCUAGGUACCCUGCCCUACGACAUCAAGAUUGUGAUCGCCGGCAACCACGAGUUGACCUUUGACCAGGAGUUUAUGGCCGACCUGAUCAAGCAGGACUUCUACUACUUCCCCUCUGCCUCCAAGUUAAAGCCAGAGAAUUACGAGAACGUCCAGUCGCUGCUCACCAACUGCAUCUACCUGCAGGACUCUGAUGUCACCGUACGAGGAUUCAAGAUUUACGGCUCUCCCUGGCAGCCCUGGUACUACGGAUGGGGCUUCAACCUGCCCCGGGGCCAAGCUCUGCUGGACAAGUGGAACCAAAUCCCCGACAACACAGACAUCCUGGUCACACACUGCCCCCCACUGGGUUUCCUGGACUGGGUCCCAAAGAAGAUGCAGCGUGUGGGGUGCAUGGAGCUGCUGAACACAGUCCAGAGGAGGGUCCAGCCCAAGUUGCAUGUGUUCGGACAUAUUCAUGAAGGUUACGGGAUGAUGACUGAUGGCACCACAACGUUUGUCAACGCCUCCGCCUGCACCGUCAACUUCCUGCCCAUGAACGCGCCCAUCGUCUUUGACCUUCCGAACCCCGGGAGGACCACAUGACUAGAGGAGGCCGGCCCCAAAAUCACUGCCGCCGAUCAGGAGAAAGGAUCCAGAGGAGACAGAUGAAGGUCGCGGAGCAGAUUCUGUAAAUACGAAGCCGGUGUGUGUGGGGGUGUGUGCUCAAGACACGCCGGACAUGCCGGGAGACAGAGGGGACUGAAGGGACUGAAGGGAGGGGGACGCUCCCUUUUUGCUGUUAUUGUUAUUUCAUCUACCAUCGUUUGUUCAUCUGAGUCUGAAGGCAGACGAAUAGACAAGCGGAAAGACGCUUCUCAAUGUCCUCUUUUACUGCACUGACAAUCUGAUGUGGCUCUCGGGGGGGGGGGGGGGGGGGAGAGACGUCACCGACGUCCCGGUUCUUUACUCCACUUCAAUGAACUGAAGCCAUUAGGACUUAACGUGAAACAACCCGGCACCUCGUCUAUGUGACAACUCAACAGCAUGGACGUUGCAUUUGCCCCACCGGCGGAAUUUUAACAGAACCUUUGUCCCCCCCCCCUCAUUUUGCUCUUGUUUCUCUCCCAUCGUCGGGCCCAGAAAAUGAUCUUCUUUGCCGGGUGUGUGAGGGCAGCUGGAGGUCUCAGCCAAGGGCUGUGUGAGAAGUCGGGUUGUCAGCCAUGUUGACACGGAUCCAACUGGGCCUCAUUAACCCCCGCAAGCCUCUUAAACGUGCCAUUGGACAGACGCAGAGGAAACCUCACGUGGCCCUUCCCCUUUCCCUCCUCCACUCUCUACUUUCCUCUCUGUACCCCCUCUUCCACCUUUUAUAUAUUUUUUUCUGCCUCUUAAUUGUCCACCCAGUGAUGGACCAGCAGGACUUCUGGGCAGACUGGUGGUUGUUCCUGGAAGACUUUCCCCUAUUUUUAAAGAGGAGUGACGCUGUAAUUACAUGUAGUGUUACUGGUUAAAUGUAAAUGUUCUCUGUCAAUAUAAAGAUAAAAACGCUUUGCCAGCUUUAAAAAAUCCUGAUAUUUGUGGUUGUUACAUUUCCUUUGGACUAUUCCUUAGUCAUGUAAAUGUGUUAUGGGUAUUUUAUUCUCUCUUCUCUGUGAAGCUGCUAGGCCUCAUUUUGGUGAUUAUUAACUCUUUACCGUCUCUUUGCAGUUUGUCUGUGUUUUAAAGAGGAAAAAAAACAUAUAUUUUUUUCUCCUCUGCUCCAUUUGCUGGAUAAGGUUGUUCACAGUAAGAGUCUGAAUGUGCUUAGAAUAACAAGACCACGUCACACUUUGAUCUGCUGCUCUCCGACAUGUGUAUGAAAUGCUCCCCGGACCUGCAGCUCACUCCCGCUUCCUCAGCACAUCAGCAUUCAUUGUGCUAGCUGAUCUCUUAGUGUUUGCAAAAAGAAAGAGAGAUGAAGCAGAAUAACUCAACAAGAAACCUAUUUGUGUGUGAGUGCAUGUGUGUGUGUGUGUGUUUGUGUGUGGAGCAUGUUGGGCUUUAGGUCCUGAAAUGAAAUGGUGCAGGUUUAGGGUUGUGUUCAAUUUCGCGAGUCUUAUUUAUAAAGGUACAUUUUGUACGUCACAUAUUACUCUACUUUGCUGCUUUGAUCUUAAAGAUAACUUUUGAAAUAAAUCUAAAUUAAUAAUUAUGGCUGGCGAUAAAAUAAUAUUGAGAAAAUUUGAACCUUGAUUUAUUUUUGAAUCAGUGUAUCUUGUUACACAAGUCUUUUAAACAAGCAUCCACUCUGACAUCUCUUCUUCUUCUUUGUAAAGCAUUUCAAUACGCAUUCACCACCACCUGGAGGGGGGGCAAGGGGUGACCAUACUGGAGCAUGCGCAGGUUUUGCUCUGAUCCAUGUGAUCAUUGAGAGCAUUGUGGUCUGCACGCAAACGUCCUCAUGGCUUAGCAGUAAUAGUAUGAAUGUAGCUAUGGGCACAACGCAGGGUGUGGAUGUGUGGCUGUGUGAGUGUUUUUAAAACAAAUAAUAGGAUAACCUCAUCCUUUAAAAAAAAUAGCUUAAUUAAGGCCUAAAAAAAUCUAAGACAGGAAUAAAAGGGAUUAAAACUAUUAAAACCAAAAUAUUGGAGGCACUUUAAUCUCUCACGUUCAUGAAGGGCCGUGUGCCUGGAGCGCCCCUGGUUCUGUAGUUGUACUAUUUAUUGAUUACUUUCUUGAGGAUUGCUUUAAGGAGUGAAUGACUACUGCUACUUAGACAAUCCACACAUGCCGAUUUAUUGUGGUGGUACUUUUUUAAUAAAGCAUUGUUUGUGUCCUGAAUCACAUUAUUUUUCUCGCUCAUACGUCAAUGUAACUGGAUGGUCAAUGAACUUCAGGUCUUUGUUAUUUUUAAAGGGAUGUAUAGCGUUUUGGAAUAAAAGUGUUCAUAGUACUGUAUUUUUUCAUUGUUGUUUAAGCUUUUUUUUAGCUGGGGGGAGGGGCAGGUAACUGAAAAGCCAACAACUGUAAAAAUGUAACCGUUUUGCUCCUGGAGCCAACUCUAAAAUGUAAAGUACCUCUCUUUCUUAAAAACCACAUGGAUUCUGGUUCUGAGAGAUUAGUCACUGUUUGAAUAAAAAUCUUAUCUGUUA
Pungitius pungitius (ninespine stickleback) is the source of this 3850-nucleotide messenger RNA. RefSeq names its product metallophosphoesterase domain containing 1 (gene mpped1). Gene Ontology annotation, molecular function: hydrolase activity. NCBI's taxonomy places the organism in Eukaryota, Metazoa, Chordata, Actinopteri, Perciformes, Gasterosteidae. Bases 384 to 1322 code for a protein of 312 amino acids. The record is from RefSeq and is a predicted model, not a curated record. The transcript is spliced from 7 exons.